AUGUUGCUGUCAACGCUGACACCACGGCUUGUCUCCAGGCAAUGCCUGAAUCGAAUUAUUGCGAUCAGAUUCGCUUCAAAGGGAAUGAAGCUCGAUGGUAAGCAAACGCUGACGGCUGAUCCAAGCUCUUGGCUUCUUCAAAUACGAGCGAGACAUUUCUCGGGAUCCUCGUUAUCACAAUCCUCAGAAGCUUGGCGACACUCCUACAAGAUUCUUGGUGCGAAAACUUCACCACGCCUACGAAUUGUACCCAAUUUUCGCUCUCACUGGUGUCUGGUUUAUAAUGUUCUGCUACGUCAUCUACUACUCGUUCAGCAAGGCUGA
Messenger RNA from Ostertagia ostertagi, 324 nucleotides. The record is from the annotation of a GenBank genome assembly. NCBI's taxonomy places the organism in Eukaryota, Metazoa, Nematoda, Chromadorea, Rhabditida, Trichostrongylidae.